Ooceraea biroi (clonal raider ant) is the source of this 6249-nucleotide messenger RNA. RefSeq names its product membrane-associated guanylate kinase, WW and PDZ domain-containing protein 1. Gene Ontology annotation, cellular component: cytoplasm. NCBI's taxonomy places the organism in Eukaryota, Metazoa, Arthropoda, Insecta, Hymenoptera, Formicidae. Gene Ontology annotation, biological process: signal transduction. Gene Ontology annotation, molecular function: protein binding. The record is from RefSeq and is a predicted model, not a curated record.
AACCCUCAAAACUAAAUCACACCCCUAAUAUUAAUAUACAUAUUAUAUUUCUUAAAUGUUAUAUCUAUAUUCGCGUGCAGUCACUUUCGAAAUGCAGUAUUUUAUUCUUCCACAUUGGGGGAAUUUGUGUGCGAGUAUCUGCAAGUACUUCGUAUUUCCCGCGAAGGUGGUGUCGGAGUGCACGGCUCGUGCGCGCCGCGCAUGCGCAGGCAGCGCCAGCUGCGGGCAGCGGCGGCACGAUGGUCGGUUAAAUGCCUCGUACGCAUGCAUAUACGAGCGACGAGCGUGAACGGUGGUGCGACGAGUGCGCCGUGUGAUGUAGUCCUCGAUGCUGUGCGAGCGAGUGCGUAGUAGCGUGCGUGUACGUUCUCUUUCUCUCCGUCUCUGUCACGAGCGUGCUAUCGUCCGGACGACGCGGCGAUGAGCGUUUCCGCGAUCCGCGAGUGAAUUCUUCAUGCCGACGGUUAUCCCGACAGAUUAUGCCCGCACCAUCACUGGCACCAUGACGGUUACGCGAGCUGGUGAACGCAUCGUUGUGCAGGAAACGCAGCGGUUUUAAGACGAGCACAGAGACUUCAAGAUGGCCACAAAAACUGACGACACAGCGUCCAUCGAUAAUCCCAAUGAUGGAGAGAGUUUGGAUAAGGAAAUAUUGACAAUCGGUGGGCCCGAUGGGAGAAGACUUCCACCGACAUACUUGUACAACACGGGAUCGGUACAGAGUACAGGGACCUCGGAUCAGGAGCAAGCCAUUCGAAAUCGCACUCCGGCCACGGAGGACCAGUUAGGCCCAUUACCACCCAACUGGGAGAAAGCGUACACAGAAACGGGAGAAGUUUAUUUUAUAGACCACAAUACGGGCACGUCACACUGGCUGGAUCCACGUCUGUCAAAAUUCCAAAAGAGAUCUCUGGAGGAAUGCCUCGACGACGAACUACCGUACGGCUGGGAGAAGAUCGACGACACCUUGUACGGCACGUACUUCAUCGACCACGUGAACCGUAGGACGCAGUACGAGAACCCGGUGCUGCAAGCGAAGCGCGCGCAACAGACCCUGCUCGAGAGGAAGAGCCCAAACUUCACGAGGAGCCCCGAGAAAUUGAAGGGUCAGAGGAUACGCACCACCUUGAUAAAGAGUUCACGGGGCUUGGGAUUCACCAUUGUCGGCGGUGACGACACCGUGGAGGAAUUCCUACAAAUUAAGAGCGUCGUGCCAAACGGUCCAGCCUGGCUGGAUGGGAAACUGCAAACCGGAGACGUGCUGGUGUACGUUAACGACACCUGCGUCCUGGGUUUUACACAUAACGAGAUGGUGAAUGUAUUCAAGUCAAUUGGCAGCGGCGAGACGGUGACUCUGGAAGUGUGUCGAGGUUACCCGCUGCCUUUCGACCCGAACGAUCCCAACACGGAAGUCGUGACGACGAUCGCCGUUAAUGCGCCAGAGGAUCCCGCGGUGUACAUGGAUCUAAACUCGUCUCUCCAGGACAACGGACGCUUCAAUUUUCUGGAUUCGACGUUCUUGCCGGUGCACGGUCUUCAAAACGGCGAGAACCUCGCCACGACGUCGGUCAACUCGAUGCCCGAUCUUUGCAUAUCGGACAAGAUCAACACGAUCAAACGACCGAGCAGCACGGACAUUCUACUAUCGGAGAACAGCGAUCUGAACGACUGCAAGGACUCCCCGGUGUCUUCCAAGCCAGAGUUUCUCAGCAUCGCCAUCAUUAAGGGGAAAUCCGGAUUUGGAUUCACGAUAGCGGACUCCGCUCAUGGUCAGAAGGUUAAGAAGAUCCUAGACCGUACGCGCUGCAAGAACCUGAUGGAGAGCGACAUCCUGGUCAACAUAAACGACAUCAAUGUCAGGAACAUGCGGCACUCGGAGGUGGUGCAAGUGCUGAAGGAGUGCCCGUGCGAGAAGGAAGCGUUGAUACACGUUCAACGUACGACCACGCUGAAGCUGAAGGAGAAGAAGGAGAAGAACAUGCACGACUUCUUCAGAAGCAAAACGCCGACCGCGGACAUUUACAGCACCCAGUCGAAGACCGUGAUACCCAGCAGGCCGAAAACGCCGCUGAUCGACACGAGGAAUCGCUCCAAGUCGCCGAUCACCAGCGCGGGCCGACCGAACUGGAACGAGGUGCAGCCCGAGAACGAGCUGAAUCCGCUGGAUAAUCACUACAAAUACUCGGAUUACUCGCACGGAAUGUAUUACUCGGACCCGUACAAAGCCAACAUCACGACCAAUCUGUCGGACAACUUCGCGGUGAUGAAUCUCGACGACGGCUCGAUCAGGAACAUGCCGAAACGCGGCGACUGGCCGACGAACGACAAGAUGAACAUCAACAACGACGUCUACUCCAUCGACAUCUCCCACCACGACAACAUGCUCAAACAGAACGGAUAUCUGCAUUCCGACUACUACAAGGACGUUUAUCCCGUCCAGUCGCAUUCCCAGUAUAACGAGGACUACAAUGUCUACUCCAUCGGACAGGAGCAGAACGUCGACACCGGCGAAAUUUGGGAUAAGCGGAAGGAGACCACCAGUUUCGAGCACGAGCAACCACAUUCCAGUUCCAUACCACGGUAUCCUCAAUACCCGAACGAAUUAGUCUGCCCGAUGGUGCCCGACAUAGAAUGGAUAGAAACGCUAGUGACCCUAGUCAGGCAAGACACUGGAUUUGGAUUUCGGAUAGUCGGCGGUACAGAGGAGGGAUCUCAGUACGGUCAGCAGGUCUCGGUUGGUCAUAUUGUCCCCGGUGGAGCGGCCGAUCUCGAUAGCAGGUUGAACAGCGGUGAUCUGAUCAUGUCCGUGGACGGAGAGAGCGUGAUGAACUCUUCUCACCGUCACGUAGUGCAGUUGAUGAUAGCGGCGGCGCAAAACGGACGGGUGACCCUCGGGAUACGACGUCGCAUCAACACGCAGGAACAUUUGCAGGAGAACCUCCAGUCGUACAGCCGGCAGAUGAAUAUUCCCGUUCAGUCGCACUCCCAGUAUCCGUACGACGUCACCGUCACCCGAAUGGAGAACGAGGGAUUCGGCUUCGUGAUAAUCUCGUCGGUGAACAAAGCCGGCUCGACGAUCGGCAGGAUAAUCGAGGGCUCGCCGGCCGAGAGAUGCGGAAGGCUGAACGUCGGCGAUCACAUCCUCGCCGUCAAUCAUAUAGAUAUUACGAACGUUUGCCACAAGGAUAUCGUGAACCUGAUCAAAGAUUCCGGUUACUCCGUCACUCUAACGAUCGGAUACCCGCUUGACGAUUGCUGCAGCAGUACAUCUCUUUCCCAGAAGGAUGAGCCGAUAGGAGAUGGAGACGGGGGUCAGUACCACGCCGUGGAGUUGAAUCGGGGGACCCGGGGUUUCGGCUUCAGCAUACGUGGCGGCCGUGAGUUUCAGAACAUGCCAUUAUUCGUCUUGCAAAUUGCUGAAAACGGUCCAGCGUCCAGCGAUAAUCGGCUCAGAGUCGGAGAUCAAAUAAUCGAGAUAAACGGCAUCAACACCAAAAACAUGACGCAUACAGAAGCGAUUGAGAUUAUACGUAAUGGUGGACCAUCGGUUCGUCUUUUAGUACGACGUGGCUGCCAAAUGCCUUCAGUGCUAUCAUUGCAGCUUGCAGAGAUUUUAAUGUAAAGACAAUUCUACUUACUCAUCCUAACAAAAUUAGGCUGGUGCUAACAUAGUAUCCUUUUUUUUAAAUUAAUCUAAUGGCAGAGUAAACGUUACGCUAACACGUGUGAUAGCUUGAAAGUAUUGUGCCUUGUUGCGCGUGUUCCGUAUUUAAUGAAAUUUAUUAAGUAAAUAAACCGCAGCCUUUCGAAAGAGGGUGAUUGUAAAUCUUCAUUGAAAUUCAUUGUAGAGUAAUCUCACAAUCGACCAAAUAAGUAUUCGACCAAACGAUGAGGGCACCCCGCGCAGACAUUUAUCGAAAUUACCCGAGAGGGGUGUGCCCCCCAAAAAACGUCAGAAAGUUCGAUUUUCCAUUUCACUGAACUGCUGCUCAUCCAAAAACAAAUAUUUAUAGAAAGCGCUUUUGGCGAGAUUGCGUUCUCAUAUUUCUCGAGGACUAGGCAUACGAGAUAAGCUGAUACAUUUCGUAAGAUUGAAAUUUACUUUACGAAAGAAAGCAAUGCUUGCCGCAUUUACGCACGAAAACGCGCCCAAGCGUAAGACUGCUAUGUAGUUUUUAAAGGAAAGUGGAUCCUUAAUUUAUACAAUUGCGAUGCAAGUGUAAAUCUCGACUUGUAGCAUGUAGAAGUGUACUGAAAAAACGACGUGAGGUGAUGUGAGGAGUUAAGAGAGUGUAAAAUUCUAUUUGUUGAGCCAAAUAGCAUCGAUACACGUGAAGAAUCUAAGAAUUUGAUGUGUUACAUUGCACAGAGGUGACAAACAGCUGUUUAUACGCUGUGAGGUGAUACUGUAGACUGGCAAUUAUAUACCAUAAAUUUAUUAUUCGUCUGCUCUUCUCAAUAACGUUUUACGAUAUAGACUUUUGAAACUUUAGACUCCUGUCGUCGACAAACACCACUUUAUGUAUUCUUUUUAAAUGGCGACGUGAUUGUGGCCUUGAUGAUAUAAAAAAUAUUGCACUUUUUGACAUAUACAUGAAAAGAUGUGAAAGAGGAUAUACAGCGAGUGUUUAAUUUUUAAAGAUUCCGUCAAUGUCUCGUUUCCCCAUUUUUUUUUCUAAGUAUUUAUUGCCACUUAUAUAAAAUGUAUAUGUAUAUCAGUAAUUAAAAUUAAGGACUCAAAGCAACCAAAGAAGCACAUGCACUUACAGCCAUUUCGUUUUGUGGUAUAGUGAUGGAAGGUCAAUGUGAAAGAACUUAUUGUUGUAAUAGAUAAUUAAUCAACUUCUUUCUGGAUAACAACUUAUUCUCUUGUCUACAAUUAUUAACAUGAUAUUUCUAUAUUGAGGGAAUGACGAGCGAAUGGAAAAUAUGCAGAACAAGUUUGACAGAAGCUUUUCUUAUUCACUCUUCCUGUCUUUUUUCGAUAUUUAUAUGAAAGUUACACGUUUAAAAAGAAUAAUGCAUAUAUUUUUUUACUUGUAAGAUAAUAAGAGAUAGCGGAUAUUAUCCGGCACGAUAUUUGUAUUAAUAAGAUAAGGAAAGGUACGGCGAAUCUGAUUGUGUAUUUUUAGAUCUCAGGAUUGAUAUAAGAGUGGAAAAAGUGUUGUACGCAACAUACGUGCGUGACAUUCACAUAUACACGCGGGAAUAUAUUCGUUUAUUCAUUAUACAUGAUUGAACGAACACUGUACAAGCAGCAGCAAACGCAUUUAUUCGGAUCACACUCGUAUCCGUUUUAUAUAAUUAUCGCGCGUUUAUUUUUUAUAUAUAUAUAUAAAAAAAAUUGUAUAUUGUGUAGGAUACUGUAAGUUUCGUAUAAAUGUAUAUAUAUUUGUUUUUUCGAGAGAAUACUUGACGAGUAAUGUUAAUAAUUUAUAAGGUUACUGUAAGAAGCAAUAAGCAAUCAUGAUUCUAUUGAUUCGAGAUUCGUUCGCCGAGAAGUUCGAGUGUUCAUUCUCUACUACUCGUUUUGCCCUCUUUCUUGCCAAAGCUUCAACUAUAUAUUUAUACUUCUUAUAUUCUUUUUUAAUACGCGAUAUAUUAUGGUUCAAGCCACUUUUCGAAGCAAUUAUAAUAAUUUAGGAUUAAUAACUGAAAAGAAUGCUGGAAUGUUUCUGCGUUUUCAUGAAUGCUAUAUUGCGUCUCGAGUAGUAAAGAAGCACCAAUUAUUAAAUAUUAACUGAACUGCACAUACGGAAAACUAUUUUACAAUUGUUUGACCGACUAAUCGGACAAUCAUCUUCUAUGAGCUUGGUAUUAUUAUAUUUAUUGUAAUUCUGAUGUAAACCGAAUUCUGUAUAUGUCCGUUACAUCGUGAAUAAUUGUCGUUGAAUAAUCUUGGAGUAAACUGAGAAAGAAACUGAUAUUGUUGCUAAGAGUAUAUAUAUAUAUAUAUAUAUAUAUAUAUAUAUAUAUAAAAUAUACUAUCAAUAUAUUGUUGUUGAAAUAUACUGAGAUAAUAAAUACUACAUUAAAAGACUUCAGGAAAAUGUGAUUUACAGUUUUUAUAUGUAAUAUUAUUAUUGAUCACAGAAUUAAUUCAACAAGUUCAAACACAUAAUUCUAGCUAGGAUAAUGUAUACACCGCAGUAGACUAAAAAUUAUUGUAAUUUCUAUAAUUAUAAAUAAUUAUAAUUAUAAACAAUGUUUCUGUAGAAUGUAUCUAAUAUAUUGAUGUUUUCCAGCAAA